This is a messenger RNA of Chelmon rostratus (copperband butterflyfish), 9654 nucleotides long. RefSeq names its product transforming growth factor, beta receptor 1 b (gene tgfbr1b). Gene Ontology annotation, molecular function: activin binding; activin receptor activity, type I; SMAD binding. The record is from RefSeq and is a predicted model, not a curated record. The transcript is spliced from 9 exons. The coding region runs from base 4 to 1527 and encodes 507 amino acids. Gene Ontology annotation, biological process: heart development; cellular response to growth factor stimulus; nervous system development. Lineage: Eukaryota; Metazoa; Chordata; Actinopteri; Chaetodontiformes; Chaetodontidae. Gene Ontology annotation, cellular component: plasma membrane; activin receptor complex.
ACGAUGGAUGCAAUACCAUGCCUUCUGCUCGUCCUCCUGUUCUGGACAAGGAUACAAGAUAAUACCGCCCUCCAGUGUUACUGUGACCGCUGCAGUGCCAACUCCAGCUGCACGACUGAUGGCGUCUGUUUCGUCGCCAUACGCAAGUCAGGCAGCCGGUUGACCACAGAACAGCGCCAGUGUGUACACGAAAACGAACUGAUCCCGCGAGACCGGCCCUUCAUCUGUGCCCCGUCUGUCAAACAUGACACCGGCAUUUACCCGAUGUGCUGUACCACGGACAACUGCAACAAAGAGCCAGACCUUGAAAUCUUCCCAGUCCCCACGGUAAAGACUCCUCCUCUCGGCCCUGUUGCUCUCGCAGCGGUGAUUGCCUGCCCGGUGUGUGUGCUCUGCCUGCUGCUGGUAUUGGCAUUCUAUGUUUGCCACAGCCACAGGGGUCUGGGGGCCGGGGGUGCCGGGGCACAUCAUCACCACCACCAUCGGGUGCCCAACGAAGAGGACCCCUCCAUGGACCACCCUUUCAUCACUGUUGGAACAACGCUGAAGGACCUCAUCUACGACAUGACCACCUCGGGCUCCGGAUCAGGCCUGCCACUGCUGGUCCAGAGGACCAUUGCCAGGACCAUCAUCCUCCAAGAGAGCAUCGGAAAGGGGCGUUUUGGGGAGGUGUGGCGGGGCAAAUGGCGUGGUGAGGAGGUGGCCGUGAAGAUCUUCUCCUCCCGCGAGGAGCGCUCCUGGUUCCGCGAGGCUGAGAUCUACCAGACUGUGAUGCUGAGACACGAGAACAUUCUGGGCUUCAUCGCUGCUGACAACAAAGAUAACGGGACGUGGACUCAGCUGUGGCUCGUGUCUGAUUACCACGAACACGGCUCCCUGUUUGACUAUCUGAACCGCUACACUGUCACUGUGGAGGGCAUGAUCAAACUGUCCCUGUCCACAGCCAGCGGCCUCGCCCACCUCCACAUGGAGAUAGUCGGCACGCAAGGAAAGCCAGCUAUUGCCCACAGAGACCUGAAGUCAAAGAACAUUCUGGUGAAGAAGAACGGGACCUGCUGCAUCGCUGACCUGGGUUUAGCUGUCCGCCACGACUCGGCCACCGACACCAUCGACAUUGCUCCAAACCACAGAGUGGGAACCAAAAGGUAUAUGGCGCCAGAGGUCUUGGAUGACUCCAUAAACAUGAAACACUUUGAGUCUUUCAAGCGAGCUGACAUCUAUGCCAUGGGCCUGGUCUUCUGGGAGAUUGCCAGCCGCUGCUCAAUGGGAGGCAUCCAUGAGGACUACCAGCUGCCCUACUAUGACCUGGUUCAGUCAGAUCCAUCGGUGGAGGAGAUGAGGAAGGUGGUUUGUGAGCAGAAACUUCGGCCUAACAUUCCCAACCGCUGGCAGAGCUGCGAGGCCUUGCGGGUGAUGGCGAAGAUAAUGAGGGAGUGUUGGUAUGCCAACAGUGCCGCCCGGCUCACCGCUCUGCGAAUCAAGAAAACUCUGUCUCAGCUCAGCCAACAGGAGGGAAUCAAGAUGUAGACACAACUACCAAACACACAUGCACACACCUCUGACUGGCAUCCAUAUCGUUAGCAUUACAGCAUUAUUAUCUUCAUUAUUAUUCACUGAUUGUUCCUCCCCUUUGGUUUGAAGGGAAGUGAAGACUUUUUUUUUCACCUCAUGCUCUGUUUCUUUUUCAUUCAUUUACAAACUAAUGAGUCCUGCAGCUGAAACUGAGGAACCACGUGUGUAUGUGUGUGUCGCACUGGGCUAACAUACACACGUGGAUGGAUGGAUCAAAUGAGGGAACAGAGGUGUCAAAGGAAGCCUCCGCUCAUUAUCCUCCUUCCUUUACUACAUCCAUCACAUGAAGCCUCUUAAAGACCCAUUGGGGCAUCUGGUGUCCAUCUGAAGUCCCACCUGCACCGCUCAUCACACCGCCAACCAAUAAGAGCUCAGACCCCAUCAGGUAAACAAAAGGCCAGGCAGGGAAUCACCUGGGGGGCCUCUGAGCUGCUGAAGCUUCGUUCUCAUCUUCAUCAUCACCCCCUCGUGUGUACAUCUGUAUUUCAUUCUUUACUUCAGAGAAUUAAGCUACUCUUCAGUAGGGCUGCAAGUUGCUAAUUUAUAACUUCGAUGUGAGAUUAUUCAAAUUUCCUCCAAAUUUUAAACACAAAAUGUGUCGAAAAACCAAAAUGGAACAUUUACAAUGAUUCAACAUAUUUCUGGCUAAACAUUGCAGGAGUUUAGAUACCGGCUUACAGUGAGGGAUGUACUGGGAGGCAUCGCUGGUCCUUCGUGGAACAAAAAGAAACUCAUAACUUAUCCCAUCUAACAUUACAUACAGUACAUGAAGCAAAGAAAUGCAUAGAGGAAAAACAUAAUUGCGAAAAUUUGAUCACUGCUGAAUAUUUGAUGUUUAAAUUUCAUUAACACUUAAUUUGUAGCACUUGAAUGUUUGAAUUCUCUAUCUGAACUAAUGUGUGUAAUUGAUGUAUCUGAAUUUUCCUCAAGAACCAAGGAUAAACAGCCAAGCCUGAAUGAAAUCCAUUGGACCUCUGUUCUAUCAGGUUCAGCGUUUACAGAUUUGAUUGACACCAGGCAGUAGUCCAGUCAGAGCGUCAAUGAAUCGUAAUGGCAGGAGGGAAGGGCCUGAUACUUUAGAAUACAGCCUAACUUUUAAUGAAGGAAAAACGGUAGAAAAGGGUGUCUGAAAAGACAUGCUGCGUGUGGAGAGUGCAGCGCAGUUUAAUUAGAUGUCAGAGAAUGGAUGAUUAACCUGUUUUCAGAUUUUAACCCAAAGAAAUGACAAACAGGUGUUUUUCUUUGGAAAAUAUUUUCCAUUUUGUUAAUGUGAAAGCAGUGAUUGAUUUCUUGGUGUGCUGCUCCAAAAGGCAGCAGCAGAAUGAGCAGACAGUCACUGGCUGUAAGGGCUACUUGACACAAUUUCUGCUAAUGUCCCAGCUUACAGUGACUCAGCAGUGAUCAGUAGUAGUGACGGUCUCUAACGUUAUCCAAAUCCACUCGUACACAUAGAUCAUCCACGCCCCACACCCAAACACGUUAUUUUCUUCACUUUUACUCUGCCUCUACCACUCCCUGGAGGCUAAAUUGACUUUUAAACUGUCAUGUCAGCGUGACCUUUCCAGGUGAUUUCUUUAUUGUGUGUUGUUUUAAUACAUGAGUGUUUCCUUAAAUGAUUUAAUUUAAUGAUUAGAGAGGCUGCUUUCAGUCAUUUUAAAUGUUUCCAUGUGUGCAUUAAUUUCACUGCAGCAAAUAUCGUGGGACAUUUAAGCAGCAAAACUAAUCACUAAAAACUGAGGAAACUCUCCAGAGGAAACAGAAUUCAGGAUUAAUUCCACACAGCUUCAUUAUAUGAACCUGAACUGUGUGUGUAACCUCUGGGAUGUGUAGAAGAACACAGAACAUUGAUUAACACAAGGUCUUGACCAAUCCAGUAGGCACGUUGGGAGACUUAAGUAAUCAAUGAAGUUACACUGCUGUGCACCCACCCACAACCCAUCCACUGCUAAUCAGAAUGCUAAUUUACAUGACCCGGCCCACUCGAGCCACAGUGGGCUGUAUCCACGGUGCCUGCAGACAUAACUGUGAUCCACACAAAUCACUUAUCAGUAGUAUUCAGCAGAGUAAAGAUUCAACCACGAAAGCAGUUUUGAUGUGAAGUUGUUUGCAGCCCUACUCUUGAGUCAUGUUACAGUAGCAUUGAGAACUGAAGCACGGACCUGAGGCCUUUGAGAUAGUCUGUCAGCCACCAUGUAGGGGCCAGACAAACAAUGGCUUCAUCUGUUCUUCAUCUAGUCGAGUUGUAAGCAGAAUCUCUCAUCUCUGCAACAGUUUUGCACCUGUUUUUUCAUUUGUUGCUGUUGUAUUUCCUCGUCUCCCUCUGUAUUGGCAGGGAGUCGGACAGGUCAGUUUAAUUUAUUGUUGUUUUUUGAAUUUUCUUUCUGGUGGCAGGGGAUCUCUUUUUCAAAACUAAACUGGACAUGAUGACCUCAUUCAUUUUUGGCGAACAUGCUGCAACAUAUGCAAUAUACAGUAGAUAAAUGUGUCUAUUUUCUAUACUCUGCUCUGCUAAACCACUUGCUGUUAAACCACAAACGGCAAGAACAACAACACCAACAAUCAGCUGCCACCAUGCCUUCCAAGCCAGCUGUUACCGGAAAGUGCCAGUGCUUUAAAAACCCAACUCCUCUCAUGUCGGCUGCUGUGGAGUGUGUUUGAUCUUGUGUGUAUGCAGCUCUGUGUGUGUGUGUGUGUGUGUGUGUGUGUGUGUGUGUGUGUGUGCCUCAGAGAAGGCCUGUGGGAGCCAUGCCGAGCAUACAGCAAGCUCGUACUAUGCACACCCAAGAAGUAGGGAUGGAAAGCAAGAAGGGCACACACCGCACGUCACAACACCCACAAGCCAGCCGACUCUCUGGUGCCAUUUCAUCAACCCCCCCCCCCCCACACACACACACACACACACACACACACACACAGACACACCUGAACACCCGACCACCUCAGCAACAACUCAUUAUAGAGCUUCUCCACCGAUGGACAGAGUCUGGAAACCCAGCUCCAGCACCUCAAACUGUGUUUGGUUGGAAAAACGAUGCCACAAAAGCUCACGCAGCUUUCGAAAAGAGACGCAAAGACUUGUAAGCAUUACUGAUGUUGCCCUAUAAAUGUAAACUCUUGGAUUUCUGAUUUCCGUUCUUCUCUCGUGUUUGCGCCGUUGACAGCGCAGCAGCGCGAAUCAACCUUUCAAGCAUUCUCUUCUUUGUAGGAUAAUCAACAAAAAUGAGGUACAUUCAUUUAAAUAUAGCAAACGGAUAUUUACUAAGCCAUAGGUUUUCCAGGUUGUGCAUCAUUUUUUUUUCUUUUUUGUGGCAAGAUCUUUUUCUACUAGAAUGUAAAUUUACGAAAAACAAAAGAUGAAAAAAAUGUGUGUAUAAAGGAUAAUUUUGUCAUUUCAGCUUAGCAAGCCUUAAGGGACCAACACAUAAGAGUCAGGAUCUACUCUUUUUUUUUUUUUUGUUUAUUUCUGUUUUGAAAAAAUAUAUAUAUCAUUGAUUAUUAUGAUAAAGUUAGUGUCAUUAUUUUAUCAAAAGGACAAAAAAAUAUAUGUAGCACCUGAUUUGUUUGUUUCAGUCAAGUGUUUGUCCUGUUGCCAAAAUUGCCAUACAUCUAAACCCAUUUGAUCUCAUCUUUACAGAUUUGCUUGUGUCUAAGUUCUAUCAGAAGAACUUGUCUUCUAGUACACAGAUCAAAAAUAAGUCCCAUAAUUAGGUACAGUUAAAAUGCACAACGUCUCCACAGACUGUCAGUAAUUAAUACAGCCAGUAAAUUACAUCUGCCAGACAGUGAUUUGCUCAAAGAAAUCCUACAGAGUCUCUUGAUUGUUCAGCAAUAAGUGCACUUCUGAACCACUGCGGGGUUUACCUGUGUGGCAAUUUGGAUGUCGGCGAGUCCGUCUGUCUCAUUGCUUGUCGUUAUGGAUACAUACAUAAUGUAUUGAUGUGCUGCUACUUAGUUGUCCACCUCGCUUUCUGAGUUGAGGUGAGAGCUGCCGUUGGAUGUAAAUAUCCUCAGAUUGUCUGAAUCUGAUCUUUCUGUGCCAUGUUGCUUUGACGCGAAUCCAGCCCAUCAUCAUUUGGUAGGCAGUCCUCUCAAAGAUUUGCCGAAGUUGUCAGCCACCAUCCAUGGCAGUGCAGAAAUCCCCCCCCCCCCACCCACCCACUGCAGCAGCAGCUCAUUUCACUGAUGAGUUUUUCCCCAAAUUGCUACAGUGUUCAGUUCGAAUGAAAAGCUGCAGCCUCCAUGGACACAGGUUGAAAACCUCGGUACCAAUCUAACGAUGGGCGUCAGAGUAGCUCGUUCUCUCUACUUUGGUGCCCACACUGAGAACACAGUUGGAAAUGCAUCAAGACACAUUUGUCUCUAUUAGAAGCCCAAGUGUAGAGGGAGCAGGAGAGCAAAUACAUCUAGUUAUUUUUUAAGAAGUGAUUUGUUAAGUACAAAAAGAAGUGUUCUGUAUAAGAUACAAACCCUGUUGAUGCCCUUACAGCAACUGAUAAUGUAAUAACAGAUGGGUAAUGUCAGAAUUUGCCGAAAUACACAAACUGCAAACCGUUUUGGCGUUUCAUCCCCGGACAAAGUGAUGGCAGUUCUGAUGCACCUCUUCUUCGUUAAUGACAGCUUGUCAGAACCCAUUACUUUCUGGGUUUCUGGCAGUCCAUCUAAAAUGAUAUCUCAACAUAUGUUUUUUCUUCGGUAGAUUUUAGAUUUUAAACCAAUCACAGCAACAUUUAAAUAAAACAAAACCACUCCAGAUCAAACUCAAACAAACAAACUAAAUCAGUUUAGCCUCGCAGUUCAUUCUUCACCUCAGAAACAGCCAAACGGUCUCCAGCCGAGGUCCACUCGCUCACCUGCUCCAGAGAUGGAUGAAGUUCAGUCAGCCAGCUCAUGUGGAACGGAGCAUUAUGUGAACGUAGGAUACGUUGGUUAUGUUACAGUUUUGGUGUUUGGUGUCUAGACUUUGACCUCGCCACUCCCCACGAGGAAACGGCGAGCUCAGCACAGCACAGAGUGGGAAGUAAAGAUGACACUGAUGGCAAGUCCCUAAAAGUGCUUUGAGUAAUGUGAAGUUUGAACAUCUAGCAGCCACAGUUACAUCAACUGCUGAUGAAGACUGUGUGUUGUGGUCAAAUGCUCCAGAACAAAUGAGUAAGUGGACCUUGAGUGGAGAUAUAGAUUAUUAACUGUGAAGACAAACUUGCCAUUAUUAAAAGCUUUCUUUUUGGACAGCCGGAGCGAGAGGUGUGACAGGCAGCAGCAGGCCUGGCCGCCACAUAGUCAAAGCUUUUUGACCAGUUAAUUGCUGCUGUCUUGGUAAAUGUUGUUAUACGUUCAAGACAAACUCUGUUUGUAGUCCGCUGAAGUAAAAGAAUAUUUCACCAGUCCUAUAAACUAUAGAAAACAUUUCGAACAACGUGUGAUCUUAAUUUUCAUGAAAAUUACAUGAUCAGUUGCUACAGGCUUCAUUCAGUGAGUCCCUUGUUGCCCUUUGUUGUGAAACAAAAAACAAAGUUUGACAAAAAGCAGACAAGGUGUGAUGUACCCGCCCUUCCCGUUCUACCGUUCAGUCGUUCUUGUGAAUGAAGUAUUCUUAAACAUGUGGAAUUGGUCAGCACAGAUACUUCUUGUAAAUAUCUCGUGGAGUAAACAAAAGAAGAACGCUUUCCUGAUGUUCGAAGAAAGCAAAGUGGAUAUCGCUGCUAUGUUGAAUACAAAAAAGGGUGACAGAUUAUGCUGAAUGAAAUGUUACGUGUGGACAAAAGUGGACUAAGUAGUUGGGGAAAACCGGGGCUUACCAGGGAAGACCAGGGCCAAGGGUCCAUCUUUUUAAGCUGUGUUGGUUUUGGGGGGCAGGGGAUUUGUGGUAGUGUGGCAAACUAAAUUUCUAAAUCUCGAAGUAUCCCUUUAAGCGAGCCCUGGCUAGCCCUGCUGGGCCUGUGGGUGGGAUUGAGACUGAAUAAUAUGUGUAUUCCAUUAGCAAAGUCAUUCUCUGGGACAUUACCAACAACAAAAGCUCAACUCAACAGCACCUCCGGUAUGCCUCUACAAGGACAACCUUCAUUCUGUCUUAAAGUCACCAGCAGCCUUGUAUUUUUUUCUUUUCUAAACCCAAGAUGACUUAACUGUAAAAAGACGUUUGCACCCAGCUGUUUCUCUCUUGUGGUCUUUAUACAGCAAUCGUUCUGUCCUUGAUUCUAUCUUGCCUUUCUCUCUCUUGUCAUUCCAUGUUCUCUAAUUGACUUAACAGAUAUCUCCAAGCUACAAGGGCCACACUUCACUGCAGCUGGUUCCCCGGCUCCACAGCUCCAUGCCGGGUGGAACCGACUGCCUACUUUAUCUCUCUAGACUCAGAUCUUGAGGCUGGGGUAUGUUUGAAACAAACCUAGUUUGUAGAACGCAGUGAAUCGUACAGAUGUGGAUAACGGCUCACGCUUUCGCAGAGUCUCUCCUCAAAGGCCCUCCCUCCACACCUUUAAUGUGGAAGUUAGGGGUGCGACAACUGAAAUUGUAUGUUUGAAACCACCAGUCUUACAAUGCUAAUAAACACCAUGACUGUCUUUGAGGCGAGACUGUCCAGAAGUAUGCCAGUGUUUCCACAGCUAAACGGUUGUCUCGUGUUGCCUGUCUGUCUGAGGGAAGGCUCUAAUCGUGGCUAUAUUUAGCAGCUUUUGCCUCAGACGGGGCUGGAUAACAUGUUAUUCAAACUAGUUUGUUUGGAACAUAUGUUGACCUUGGGGUUAAACAGGGGGCUGUACUGUAGGCUGUCCUUACCUUUGUCUGAAAGAACUGGGACUGAACCUGUAAAUUCAUUUGUGGGUUCUUUGGGUUUGCUAAACAGUUUUUCCUUUGGUAACUCAAUCACGAUCUCGGCCAUUGCCCAUUUUAAAAAUGUAGAAAGAAAAUGUGUUUCCUCUUUGAGAAUCGUACCUUGCCUUCUCUGUCCUCAGCUCAGAUUAAUGGGGGGAGGAGGUCUCUGUACACUGUUGACAUGCAGUCACCAUGCAAUUUCAAGCCUCGGUUCACCGGUCAACACAGCUGAAGUUUGUGAAUGGAAGCAGCAAUGUGGCUGAGCCGUUUCGUGACUCAAACCCAAUAAAUGAGAUGCACUCUGCUUGUUAGGUCUGGUCAAAUAUGCAGCCUUUUCAUGCCACUCUUUUUACGCCAAGAAAGGUACAAAACGAACCGUUUUUUUCUGCUCUGUGCAUUGAUGGAGGGCCAAAACAGGGAGGUGACAUAAACUAUGCCAGCAGCUCUACCGCUUCAAAAUACACUGAGCAAUCCCCACAGCUGUGAAUGUAUCAGCCCUGUAAGAGUUUCCAACCAAUCGGAGCACAACCCGCGUAACUCAGCCCAAAGGUCAUGGCAGCAACUUUGUGAGCAUGCAAAUAUCUACCACACGGGUCUGUUUCUAUCUCUGUCUUUUUUCUCUUGUUAUGCAAAGUCUGGGCCAAUCAUGUCUGCCCACUCAGUCCCUCUGGAUCACACAGGUUGAAUGACCUAUCUAUGCUAGCAUGAUCCACACACUGUGAUGAGGAACGCGUUAGGGUCAAAGGAUUAUCACGUUCUCCCCUCAUGGUUGCCCUCCAUCAUCUCAGAGGCCUGCCGCGCUGCGUGACGGCCUCUGCCGAAGCGUCUGCAGCGGUCGGGUGUUGAAGCUGAUGCGAGGAGUGGUUUGGGUCACUAAAGGGUUUCAGGCUUUGCUCGGUUCGAACAGUUUCCUCUCCGGUUCAGUGCUGCAGUGAGGCCUUUGUGGCGACAAGGGUAGCAGAAGCUUUAUCAUGUUUUAUUUGGUGCCUAAGUUUGACAAGACUUCUUUUACUUUUCACCUCGAAUGACAAGACUGCAUGUGAAUGUGUGUCUGCAUUGAUGUCUGCAUUACUUGCUUUAUAGAUGUCAUCCAAAAGCUGAGAAGUAUCUUAAAAAGCAUAAUUAACAUAUUAAAAAGGUCACUUAAUCGAAAUGAAAAUACCUCCUUUCAAAGACCAAUGUGUUUUACCUCACUGUAUAUAUAUUCUUGAUUUGUUUACUCCAAGUUUGCAAUUAUCUUUCUCUUUUGUUUCUAUGAAAUGCUUAAAAAAAGUU